This is a messenger RNA of Hipposideros armiger (great roundleaf bat), 2552 nucleotides long. It is a transcript of the gene SERINC4, whose product is annotated as serine incorporator 4. Gene Ontology annotation, cellular component: membrane. The coding region runs from base 28 to 1719 and encodes 563 amino acids. The transcript has 11 exons. Lineage: Eukaryota; Metazoa; Chordata; Mammalia; Chiroptera; Hipposideridae. The record is from RefSeq and is a predicted model, not a curated record.
CUUCCAUCUGGUGGACCUGGGACAAGGAUGGUGGGUGCAAAGGCCAUCGCAGGCCCCAGCAGCUCCCUCCACCUGGCACAGCAACGCAGUGGAGUCAGCAGUGUCACAGUGAAUCCUCCCGUCUAUCAGGUGUCUUGCUGUGGGCCUGAUCCCUGUACCUGCUGCUGCCAUUGUAGGUGGCCUCCUCUCACAGAGUCCACUUGCAGCCGCCUGUUCUACAUCUUCCUCCACAUAGGGGCCUCAGCAGUCUGCUGCCUCCUGCUGUCAAGGACAGUAGUGGAGCGGGUCUGGGGCAAGGCACAUGGUAUCCAGAUGCCCUCGGGAUUGUGUGCCCAUCUGUUUGGCCACUCUCACUGCCCAGUGCUCAGUGGCUCUGGGGCUGUGUACCGAGUCUGUGCAGGAACCGCCACCUUCCACCUGCUGCAGGCUGUGCUGCUGGUCCACCUCCACUCCCCUACUAGCCUGCGGGCACAGCUGCAUAAUAGGCACUGUUCGCUCUUUGCUUUUUCUUCUGAGCCUGAUUUUCUUUCCCUCCCAACCAGCUUCUGGCUCCUCAAGCUGCUGUUCCUACUAGGUCUCUGUGCUGCUGCCUUCUGCAUCCCUGAUGAGCAUCUCUUCCCAGCCUGGCAUUACAUUGGCAUCUGUGGAGGCUUCACCUUCAUCCUGUUGCAGUUGGUGCUUAUCACAGCCUUUGCCCACUCCUGGAAUAAAAACUGGCAGACAGGUGCAGCGCAAGACUGCCGCUGGUUCCUAGCCAUGCUGCUGGCCACCCUAGGAUUCUACAGCAUGGCAACUGUGGCAGUGGUGCUCCUGUUCCGCCACUACACACACCCAGCUGGCUGCCUGCUCAACAAGAUGCUGCUUAGUCUGCACCUUUGUUUCUGUGGCUUCCUCUCCUUCCUUUCCAUCGCUCCUUGCAUCCGCUUCAAGCAACCCCGCUCUGGCCUUCUACAAGCCUCUAUCAUCAGCUGUUAUAUCAUGUAUCUGACCUUCUCUGCACUGUCCAGCCGUCCUCCAGAGAGUGGUAAGGACAGGACAUUAAUUCCCCACGCAAAUACUUUUUUGCUCUUGCCAAAUAGCUUUGUUCUUACAUUUCUCUUCUUUUGCCCCUUCUCAGUAAUCCUUCAAGGACAGAAUCACACUCUGUGCCUGCCUGGCCUGAGUACAAUGGAACCCCAAACACCAGAUACUUCUCUGGCAGUGCUGAGUGCUGGCAUCAUGUAUGCUUGUGUGCUUUUUGCUUGCAAUGAGGCUUCCUACCUGGCUGAGGUAUUUGGGCCCUUGUGGAUCGUCAAGGUUUACAGCUAUGAGUUACAGAAGCCGUCACUCUGUUUCUGUUGCCCUGAAACAGUGGAGCCAGAGGAAGGGCAAAGGGGAGGAAAUGCCAAGCCAGCUGACCAAGAGACCUCUCCAGCUCCUCCAGUGCAAGCCCAGCAACUUUCCUACAGCUAUUCUGCCUUCCAUUUCGUCUUCUUCCUUGCAUCACUCUAUGUCAUGGUUACCCUAACCAACUGGUUCAGCUAUGAGGGAGCAGAAUUGGAAAAGACCUUCACCAAGGGUAGCUGGGCUACCUUCUGGGUCAAGGUUGCCUCAUGCUGGGCCUGUGUACUGCUCUAUCUGGGGCUGCUAUUAGCACCACUCUGUUGGUCCCCCACGCAGGACCCCAAGCCUCCUCCUAUCUUCAGGCAACAUUGCCAUCGCAUCAGUAUUGCCAGGUAACAAGUAUCCAAUAGAGGUACUUUUAACAAACUGAGGUUCCCUUGAGGUUGUACCCCUAGUCUUGAUUCAGGGGAGCUGUCCAGCCCAGCAAAUACCUUAAGAACACAAUGGGCAGUUACCUCCUUUUAGACUGAAGUCAACACUAUGUCUGAAUUGGAAAAAGUGACCAUAUAUACGUUAAUGUUCGGGACAAGUAUCUGACUUGCUAGAGCUACCAUUACAUCUUCACCCCAAUUCAAAAGCUAACUCCCAAGUCAGGAACCACUGCUGAUUCCAGCAGACAGUGUGGCACCAGCCCUUUCCUGGCUCUCGUGGUAGAGAUGGGGCAGGGAAAGACCCACAGGGACUGAAGACUUAAAUUGGCUCUGCCCUGGGAGAUAAAAAGAAACAUAAGCAAUUCAGCCCUGGGCACAGGAAUAUAAGAAGCCCAGAACCCCAGAGCAAACCAGGACACAGGAAGAAAAGAGCACAGAGACUACCCUAGGUUUUAAUCCUAAUCUUGAGGUCAAAGGAAGUGGGGAAGACAAAAAUCCUCACUGCAUGAGGAAUGACAGAAGAGAAUGUGAAUACUUGAAAGCAGCUAACCGUGGGAAGUCUGUGAGCAGCAGGAUUUUGGGGCAAACAAACUGAGGAAGAAUAAGGAAGAGGGACAUAAACUUAGGUCUUGGAGCCUUCAGUAGGCCCUCAACUCCAUCCCUUGGAUGGUGUUUAAGGUCUGGGUGGGGGGCAAAAAUCACAGAAAAGAAGUGGUUUUUAGAGGAUUCCUCUACCACAUACCUGGAGUACUUGUCUGUUUGUUGUAGUAUAAUAAAGGAUUUUUCUGUGAUGUUUCA